AUGGGAGGGGUAGACGUUCUGCUGCUGCUGCUGGCUGGGGCAGGGCUAGGGGUGGCCUGGAGACCCCUGAAGGGAAAAUGCUCUCUUCGCUGUUCCUGUUCCAAAGACAGCGCUCUGUGUGAGGGCACCCCGGACCUUCCUGAGAGCUUCCCCCCGACCCUGCUAUCACUUUCUCUUGUUAGGACCGGAGUCACCAAGCUGAAGGCCGGUAGCUUCCUAAAGAUACCAUCAUUACAUCUGCUUCUGUUCACAUCCAACUCAUUCUCUGUGAUUGAAGACGAUGCCUUUGCAGGCCUGACCCAUCUACAGUACCUCUUCAUUGAGGACAACGAGAUUGGUUCCAUCUCUAAGAAUGCUUUCAGAGGACUUCGCUCGCUCACACACCUGAGCCUGGCCAAUAACCAUCUAGAGACCCUCCCCAGAUUCCUGUUCCGAGGUCUGGAGACCCUGACUCAUGUGGACCUCCGUGGGAACCCGUUCCAGUGUGACUGUCGUACCCUCUGGCUGCUGCAGUGGAUGGCCACCGUGAACGCCAGCGUGGGGACCGGGGCCUGCGCAGGCCCCGCCACCCUGACCCACCUGCAGCUCCGCCACCUCGACCCCAAGACGUUCAAGUGCAGAGCCAUAGAGCUGUCCUGGUUCCAGACUGUCGGGGAGUCUGCGCUGGGGGUGGAGACCUUCUUCUACCAGAGGGAACCCCACAUCGUCCUAGCCCAGCCUUUUGCGGGUCGCUGCCUGGUCCUUACUUGGGACUACAGUCUACAGCGCUUCCAACCCAAGGAGGAGCUGUCUGCGCCCUCGGUGGUGUCCUGCAAGCCGCUGGUGUUGGGUCUGCGCCUCUUUGUGCUGGCCGCCCGCCUGUGGGGAGGUUCGCAACUGUGGGUCCAGCCCAGCCCCGGCCUGCGCCUGGCCCUGACACAGGCACUGGCCCCGCGGCAGCUGUUGCGACCCAAUGAUGCUGAACUGCUCUGGCUGGAUGGGCAGCCCUGCUUCGUGGUGGCCGAUGCCUCCAAGGCGGGCACCACCACGCUGCUGUGCCGUGAGGGGUCCGGCUUUUACCCGCGUCAGAGCCUGCACGCCUGGCAUCGGGACACAGACGCCGAGGCCCUGGAGCUGGAUGGACGGCCCCACCUGCUGCUGGCCUCCAUGUCACAAAGGCCUGUGCUUUUCCAUUGGGUGGGCGGCCGCUUUGAGAGGCGCACGGAUAUCCCUGAGGCCGAGGACGUCUAUGCUACACGCCACUUCCAGGCUGGCGGGGAUGUGUUCCUGUGCCUGACGCGUUACAUUGGGGACUCCAUGGUCAUGCGCUGGGACGGCUCCAUAUUUCGCCUGCUUCAACAGCUACCUUCACGUGGCGCCCAUGUCUUCCAACCUCUGCGGAUCGCCAGGGACCAGCUGGCUAUUUUGGGCAGCGACUUUGCCUUCACUCACGUCUUCCUUCUCGAGCCCGACAAAAGGCUUCUGGAGCCACUGCAGGAGCUGGGACCCCCAGCCUUGGUGGCCCCCCGAGCCUUUGCCCACGUCGCAAUGGUUGGCAAACACUUUCUCUUCGCUGCCUGCUUCAAGGGCCCCACGCAGAUCUACCAGAUUCGUGAGUUAGACCUCAGUGCCUAA
This is a messenger RNA of Chrysochloris asiatica (Cape golden mole), 1614 nucleotides long. RefSeq names its product leucine-rich repeat LGI family, member 4 (gene LGI4). Gene Ontology annotation, biological process: neuron maturation; myelination in peripheral nervous system. The record is from RefSeq and is a predicted model, not a curated record. Lineage: Eukaryota; Metazoa; Chordata; Mammalia; Afrosoricida; Chrysochloridae. Gene Ontology annotation, molecular function: protein binding. The transcript has 9 exons. The coding region runs from base 1 to 1614 and encodes 537 amino acids.